GCCUAGGCGGGGCGCUUGUUGACGUAGGCCUACCCACUCGUUGUUGUGUGCCCGGCCAGUUGAAUUAAAGCGGUACGACUCAAAUCUGAUGCCAGUUGAGAAGAGUGAAACUGAUAUAUAUUGCAGGCAAAAUGUCAACAAAACAAUUGUCAACAUUUUACUGAUUGAAGUAAGAUCUGCUACUAGCUACUUGGCUAUGUUUAAUCCUAAAUGGAGGUCCUAUCAUCCAACGUGUAUUGGCUUAUGCUUCUCUAUGGGUUGCAAGGUGUGCCAUAUGGGUUUCAGGUGGCAUUCCUACCCAUCCUCAUGCAUACUGCUGGUGCUUCACUGACAAAGGUUUCUCUACUAAGAGCACUCAGUCUUCCGUGGAUGCUGAAACUCAUGUGGGUUCCGGUGGUGACCAGCUCUUCAUCCAUCAAACGUCCUUUGACCUUUAGCCUCUCGGGCCUCUCUGUCGUCUUUGCUGCAUCGUCCAUGAUAUCGGUUCAAUCUGCCUGGACAUUGAGCAUUAUUCUCUUAACUAUGAACAUCCUUGUAUCUGUGCAGGACAUCGCUGUGGACACCUUUGCCAUUCAGAACUUAACAGAGACAGAAAUGGGGAUGGGAAACGCGAUCCAGGUCGUGGCGUACAAAGUGGGGGCAAUGUUCGGAGGCGGCAUGCUGACAUGGGCAAGUCAGUUCUAUUCAUGGAGUGUGCUAAUGACAUGGGUAGCCACCGUGUACCUUAUAACAGUAAUUGUGAUUUAUUUGGGGCUACCAACUAAGAAAUCUGACCUGGAUGCCGAAAAUGAAGAACUUGAUAAGAAAAAUAUUUCUAUAACUGCUGAUUUUCUCAGCAGUGAUUCCAAAAAUCUGUUUAACCAUAAACAAGAUAAAGAGUGCCUUUCUAAACUUGGUGCUGAGCAAGAUGAUACAUCCACCUACAAAAUUGAGAGGAACGGGUACAGCAAACACCAGGUAGUUUGUCCUUCGCAUGGAUAUAAUCUGCGAAGCUCAUCCUUGAAUCUAAGACAAUAUACUUCACCAUCAGACUUUUCGAGUGAUGACCAUUUUAGAACUGCAAUAAAGCAUAGACGGGAAUGCGUUCAUGACCAACCAUUGGCAAGACAUACAGCAGCUUGGGAAUGUGGGAAACACUCUGAAUCUCACAUGCAGGAUGCCCACCAAGGAAGUUUGUAUGACGACUUGGCCUCUGUGCUGAGAGGUCCAGGCAUGCUAUGGCUGUUGCUAUACCUUCUAAUCUACAAACUAGGUGAACAAGGUGCCAUCAGCAUCUUUCCAAUGUACCUGCUUGACUGUGAUGUCACAACCAAUCAAGUAGCCUUCUGGACAGGUCUCCUUGCCCAGUGUGUAUCUAUUAGUGGCUCUCUUCUUGGCGGUUGGCUCCUCAACCAUAAUACAAAGCACAGAUCACUUUCCCUGGAGCUUGGUAGUCUCUGUUUCUGGAGGUUCAUCGCGUUGUCCAUUCUGUCUUUCAUGAUAUGGCUAGAUGGCAGCUUUAACCCUUUGUUAUUGUGCCUUCCAUUCUACCUCAUCCUCUUACUGGGCGGGGCCAUCACCACGGCAACCUUCACCUUGAUGAUGACCACAUCCCAGCGUGCCUCUCAGGCCUGUGUGCAGACCCUCACACACACCACCAUGGCCACUGCUGAAGUCCUGGGGAAGGUCAUCUUCACGGCCCUGGCCGGACUGCUCGUUGACCAUACAGGGUAUGUGGCCGGAUUCAUCAUCUUCGCUAAUCUCUCCAUGUUAGCUCUACUGCCCAUCUACAAAAUCACCAUUUUUGCACCCAAAGGCACAGUGCCAUCAUAAAUGUGAGGUAAUAUUUACAAUGUAUAGUUCUUAUUUUUUUUAUGUGAAUAUAUGUUUAAUAAUACAGUCAAUCCAGUCUUGUAGCUACCUUCCUAUGGAGGCCACCUGUCAAGAGUGGCCAUUUACAAUCAGACAAAUGAAUAGAUGAACACGAGAGAUAUUGGAUUUACGUACAAUACUGUAGCUGUAAGCUUUGUUGAGGCUAGAAUGCUUAAACUCGCCAUAUAACCAUGUGGUCAUGCUGACCAUACAUUGUUGUCACAAACACAAAGGCUUUCUUGUUUCUUGUGGGUGGUCAUCCGGUGGACUAUCAACCUGUACGUUUAUCAAGCUACUCUGCUAUGAUCUAUAUUUCCAAACCAUUGGUCAGUGGUCUUGCUACACAGUAUAGUAUGUCAAAUAUCAAGAUACUACAACCAGAGCUGCCAACCUCCAGAACAGAAAUUUAGUAAGGCUCAAAAUCAGUAAUUUUGGGAAUAAAUCAGUAAUUUUCUAUGUGACGCUAUGAAUCUAAAGAAAAACAGCACUCCAACACUGCGCGGAUGCAUGCACGCACGAUUAUCUUCUUCUUUUUUCCUUUUUUUUUGUUGUUGGUGAUUUUACUCACCCAAAGUUGCUAAAUAUUGAUUUUCAGGUCAUCACAACACAUCUGUUUUCCAUGAAAAAUUGUCUUCUACUAAGAGAAUACUUGAUACUUUCCCGUCUUUCUCACUGAGUGUUUUUUUGUAAUCCGUAAUUUUAGGCAACAUUCCGUACUGCCAUAAUGAUCUUUAAUUUUCAUACCAAUUAUGGGAAAUCCAUACUAGUUUUCCAGGAAGCCAGAUGAAUCACGAUGGCCUCUGCCUGGAGUGAACCAUGCUGCCUAGAAAGAUAGUAUAUUAGAAAAAACAUUGGUACAAGUUAAUUCAAUUUGUUCAUUUACAUGCUAGUACGUAAAACUAAAGAAAAUAUUGUCUCUUUUUGGCAUUUCGGUGUAUUUUUUCCCUGCUCUGUACGGAUAUGCUGUGGCCUGCCUCCGAUGACAAAUACAAGAAAUGGCAUGAUGCUCGUAGAUAAUGUAAACACAAACAUCGUAGUCUGUAGCCACCUACUAUGCCCCAGAAAAAUUGUAGACCAAUUUAUCGUACGGCAUCCGGGUCAAAUGUAAACCAAGUAUCACAUAUGGUUUACUGUCUACAUUUCUUUAUAAUUCUUUUGUGCGUCUAUGUCCGCACUCUAAUGACCUUUAUGUUAUGAGCACGAUGAUAUUUUCCUUAAAUCGGAACAUGACAUAGACUUACAUAACCAUCACCGUCCUUGUUAUCCAAGAGUGGAAACUGCUCGGUAAUAGCUUUGGCCAAGGCCAGUUUGACAUGUGACUUGAAACUGUUGGAAUAAGAAGGCAUUGUGACACAAUUUAAAAAAUCACUAUUCAACUGAACACAUGGUUACCAAGAGAGAAUUACAAUGAUAUAAAUAAUAAACAUGAUUUGUAAGGCACUAGAUCAACAUGAUAAUCAAAUGCUCAAGGCGCAACCUGUGCAAAAGAUCACAUAACAAAUAGAGAAAGAUGCAAUAAGAGAGAAAUAAUUAUAUGCCAAAUUAACAGAUACGGGUACUUUUGAAGUUAUUUCAACUUAUUACUGCUAUUUCUGAUCACUUGAGAAAGAGUGUUCCAUAUUGAGCAUAAACAAUCGGUCGUGCUGGACAUUUACAAAUACAUAUAUUAUAAUUAAGCAUAAUUGAGCUAAAUCCAACUUUGCAAACUUUCACAACAACACAUCAGUUUAGUUAAAAAAAACAUACUCU
Molecule: messenger RNA, 3600 nt
Organism: Strongylocentrotus purpuratus (purple sea urchin)
Lineage: Eukaryota; Metazoa; Echinodermata; Echinoidea; Camarodonta; Strongylocentrotidae
Gene: mfsd3
Product: major facilitator superfamily domain-containing protein 3-like
Exons: 6
Coding region: 211-1812 (533 amino acids)
Biological process (GO): transmembrane transport
Cellular component (GO): membrane
Molecular function (GO): transmembrane transporter activity
Source: RefSeq, a predicted model, not a curated record